AUUGAUACUAAUGUACGUAUACUAGCAAGAGGGAAUUGAACGGUCAUAAACCUUAUGUUUCAUAGACUUGGACCAUUAGCCGUCCUUCCGUAGAAAAUAAUCCACCCCCUCGCAUUGAUCAUACAGCCACCAUUAUUUCCAAUAAAUAUAUUCUGAUUACUGGCGGUGUCAUGUACUCUCAUGACGUGGCUAAUCCAGCAGAUAAUCUCACACUAAACCCUGUUUCCAUGAGCUCGCUCCUGUUGUUUGAUAUCCAGAAUAAUCGUUGGCAUAACGUUACUGCAGGUGGAAAUAUACCAGCUCCAAGAAGAGGUCAUUCAGCUGUGCUUAGUAAGUGUCUUUGAAAGGGAACGAUAAAAGGC
Molecule: messenger RNA, 362 nt
Organism: Rhizopus microsporus ATCC 52813
Lineage: Eukaryota; Fungi; Mucoromycota; Mucoromycetes; Mucorales; Rhizopodaceae
Exons: 1
Coding region: 171-344 (57 amino acids)
Molecular function (GO): protein binding
Source: RefSeq, a predicted model, not a curated record